GCUUAAAAAUACUUUUACAUCAUGUUAAAAUAUUAUUUCACCCAAACCAAAACAAAAAAUCGCCUAAAAUGAGUUAUCAAACACCACUAUAGUGUCGUGAAGAAACAGCAAAAGAGAAAACGUGUGAAGGCGUGAUGAACCGUGCCCAUACGUGAAGAUUUAGGGCUUAGGGCAGACGAAGGAGCCAUCGAGGAACCAAUCGCGGUUGAGACGAAAACCGUUGAGAAUCUAUUCAGAUCUCUCAGUCCCAGCGUCUGUCAUCAUCAAUGCCAAGAUACCGUGGUGUGCGGCGUGUGAAGUUCUGAAGCCCCUCCUCCAUCAGAAAAUGAAGAAAGUGAUAUUGAAGGUGUUGUUGACUGAUGACAGAUCGAAGCAAAAGGCCAUGAAGUCAGUCUCUGGUCUUAAAGGGGUGGAAUCGAUCUCCAUGGACAUGAAGGAACAGAAAAUGACCGUGAUCGGGGAUAUCGAUCCGGUUGAUGUAGUCAACAAGUUGAGGAAGAUCAGCUCCACGGAAAUAUUAUCUGUUGAAACAGCAAAAGAGGUGAAGAACUAUGAGCGUAAGAAAGAAGAGCCUAAGAAAGAAGAAAAAAAAUGUGAAAUGGCACCACCUAUGGUGCAUUAUCAAGCUUAUAGCACUUUCCAGCGGUUCCAGCCCAAGGAUGAUGACGUGGCUAAGCUCGAGAAUGCCUACCAGGCCUAUAAUCCUUACAAUAAAAGAAAAAAUAAUUGAAAUCUUUUUUUUUUUACUGUUCUUCAAGAAGAGAAACAUAUGUACAUGCAUAUUAAUGUUUUAUGUUGUUUGGAAUGGUUUGUUUUGAAGGA
This is a messenger RNA of Corylus avellana, 822 nucleotides long. The record is from RefSeq and is a predicted model, not a curated record. NCBI's taxonomy places the organism in Eukaryota, Viridiplantae, Streptophyta, Magnoliopsida, Fagales, Betulaceae.